CACUGCUUGGAGAGGGUCAUAGUAAAAGUCGGUGUUUGCCUUCUACACCGUUACAACUAUCAUAACUUGUAAAUUUGUAUAGCAAUGAUUCCUUAGUAUUACGGAAAAUUCAUCGAACAUGGAAUCAAAUCAGGACUUGACCCAAUUAGGAGUGUUCACCGUUGAUCAGGCUAGUUUGGAGCGCGAUGUGACAAAUUCAGCAGAUCAAUAUAUUGCUGGUGAGACUAGGGAAAUUGAAAGAAAAAGGUUAGAAAAGGUACGGAAGGAGAUUCAUGCUGUUGAACAAAAAAGUCGUCAGCUCGAAAAUCGAAUCGACAGUCGCUUGACGCAAAUUAGUGUGAAAGGAAAUCUUCGAAAACAGCUGGAUAAGUUUCGCUCGACGCUUCAAAAUCUGAAGUCUGAUGAAAAUGAUAUUAAAUUGCGCAUGGAAGGCGUUGGGGAAGGCCAGCAGGCUGCAUUUACCGAUCCUCAUGCACUAGAAGAAGCCGAGCGCCAAGAAUUGAUUCGUACUGGUAAGAUAACACCUUUCGGGAGGUUCUCCGGUAUCGAAAAAGAAGCUUCAAACGUUGAUAGAAAUCAGCCAAGUAACCAAACGUUACCUGAAGAACCUGAAGUUACUGAUGACACUGGUGCCAGUAAUUAUAUUGACGAGCAAACUGAAGAGCAAGAAUUUGAGUUAAAACAAGAGAGAGACGAAGAUUACGCCCAAGUCGAUGACAUUGCAGAACAAGCAACUACUUCAGCUGUGGAUGACGGCGAUGAUUUGGUGUAUCGUAAGCGUCUACAUUCAUGGUGUACUGAGCGUAGUCAGUUACGUCAAAAAACCGAAAAAAGAAAGCAAGAAAAAAAUGAGGCUUCCUCUGAAAUGGGUUCUGCUAUUCAAUCUUCGUUAAUAGAAGAUACAGAAGAGUGGUUCAAACCACAUCCAACUAAAGCUGGACAAACCUAUAAAGGCGGUUUCACCAUUCCUGGUGACAUUCGACCUCAUUUAUUUCGAUAUCAAGUUACUUGUGUGCAAUGGCUGUGGGAAUUAUACAGCCAAGAAGCAGGAGGUAUUAUUGGUGAUGAAAUGGGUUUAGGAAAGACAAUACAAAUUGUAUCUUUUAUUUCUUCGCUUCAUCAUUCAAGGAUGUAUGAAAAGCCGGCUUUGAUUGUUUGUCCAGCUACUUUAAUGAAACAAUGGGUCAAUGAAUUUCACCAAUGGUGGGGUCCAUUACGUGUCGUUGUUUUGCAUGCCACUGGUAGCGGUGCUGUUGCUACUCGAGAAAAAAGGCAGUAUCAGUCUUUGGAAGAGGAGGAUAAUGCGGAAGACGUUAUAAACCCAAAUGCUUCUAAGUCUUUCCAUAGUUAUGCCAAAGCUUUAGUGGAUAGUGUAUUUACUAAAGGCCAUGUUUUAAUCACGACAUAUGCCGGAUUGCGGCUUUAUAGUGAUUUAUUAUUACCACGAGAAUGGGGUUAUUGUGUUUUAGAUGAAGGACAUAAGAUCCGAAACCCGGAUUCUGAAAUGUCUGUGAAUUGUAAGCAGGUGAAAACUCCUCAUCGAAUUAUUCUUUCCGGUACACCGAUCCAGAACAACCUCAUUGAACUUUGGAAUUUGUUUGACUUUGUUUUUCCGGGCCGACUAGGAACGCUUCCUGUUUUUCAAAAUCAGUUUGCUCUUCCAAUUAAUAUUGGCGGUUAUGCAAACGCAUCAAAUGUUCAAGUACAAACUGCUUACAAGUGUGCUUGUAUGCUUCGUGAUUUAAUAUCUCCAUACUUAUUACGAAGAAUGAAGCUGGACGUAGCCUCAGACCUUCCGAAAAAAUCCGAGCAAGUUUUAUUUUGCAAGCUUACUCCUCUUCAACGCAAAGCAUAUCAAGACUUUUUAAAUGGUUCAGAUAUGCAAAAAAUUUUAAAUGGAAAACGUCAAAUGCUUUACGGAAUUGACAUUUUAAGAAAGAUAUGUAAUCAUCCGGAUUUGGUUAUGCGUGAGUUCAUGUCUCAGAAAAAGGACUAUUAUUAUGGAGAUCCCGAAAAAUCCGGAAAACUUAAGGUUGUAAUAUCUUUGUUGAAGCUUUGGAAGAAGCAAAAGCAUCGCACUUUACUUUUUUCCCAAACUCGACAAAUGCUUGAUAUUUUGGAAACCAGUAUCAAAGAUAUUCCGGGGCUUCGUUACUGCCGUAUGGACGGAGGGACUUCGAUUGGUCUUCGACAUGGUUUAGUCGAUAACUUUAACAAGAACGGUAUUUAUGAUGUGUUUCUUUUAACGACUCGUGUUGGUGGGUUAGGCAUUAAUUUAACGGGUGCCGAUCGUGUUAUUUUAUUUGACCCAGACUGGAAUCCAUCUACGGAUGCUCAAGCUCGUGAACGAGCGUGGAGAUUAGGUCAAAAAAGAGACGUUGUAGUGUAUCGCCUAAUGACUGCUGGAACAAUAGAGGAAAAAAUAUAUCACCGCCAAAUCUUUAAGCAAUUUUUAACUAAUAAGAUAUUGAAAGAUCCAAAGCAGCGGCGAUUUUUUAAAAUGACUGACUUACAUGAUUUAUUUUCCUUGGGUAGCGAUAAGGAAGAAGGAACAGAGACUGGGAACAUGUUUUUGGGAGUAGAACGAGUCUUUAAAAAACACCCUAAAGGUAAUGAAGAGGAAGGAAGUAGAAAACAAAAAUCUCGAAAAGAAGUUGAUGGAAAGAGUAGUGAGGAAAAGAAUCGAAAGGUUUUCGAUAAAAUUGGAAUUGCUUCUAUGGAAAAAUUCAAACCACCAGAGGAUACUAAUGUUACGAAGGAUAAGUCUUCCAAAAAUACACGUGGCGAUGAAUCUGUACUUGAGGACAUUUUUGCGAGUGCUGGAAUUCAAAGUACACUAAAGCAUGAUGAAAUUAUGGAAGCUUCUCAACCUGAAACUUUACUCGUAGAAAAAGAAGCGUCGAAAGUUGCUAAUGAAGCCCUUCGUGCUGUCGCUAAUUCUCGGCGGCAACAGCUCGCUGUCAAUCGGAACAGAACUGAUUCUCCCGCUGGUGGUGUUCCACAUAAAAAUAUACCUUCUGAAAGUCCUAAGACUUCUGGUCCAGUUAGUUCCAGUACAUUACUUGCCCGCCUUAAGCAAAGGCGUUAAACUGACAAAUUCCAAUAAUCGUACAAGUGAUUUGGAUUUUUUUUUUGUGUUAUUAAUUAUUAUAGCGUAUCUAAAUAACGAGAAAAAUAGUUUAGGAAGGAUUUUUGAGCUUUCUUUCCCAUGCAUGGAAAGAUAUUUUGGAAAAACUUCUUAUAUAUACAAGUAACCAAGGUGAAUGGUUCUUUUAUUUAUAUUUUCGACAAUAUUCGUUUCGUUUCAUGAUCAUACCAUAUAGGAUUCUUUUUGUUUUAUCCGUUGCAUCCUACUUUCGUUUUUACCUAAUUUAAUAAUUUUUCACGACGAUGAUCAUUAUCUUUGGCAAAUAAUGUUAUAUCCCUUUGUGUCCACGGGUAAACCGCAUAUAUAUAGAUUUAUGGUUAUAAAGACAUGUCUGGAAAACCCUUUUUUUGAAGGACAAAAAAGUCAGUUUACGAAGUAGAAAGUCAUUUUCUCGGAUACCGUUGUUCUGGCAUUUCAUCACAGAAGUGCCUUCAUUAACCUGGCACUUUUUUAGUUUUCCUCUAUUUAUUAAUUAAUUUAUUGUAUAUCCAUAUA
This is a messenger RNA of Schizosaccharomyces octosporus yFS286, 3643 nucleotides long. Its product is annotated as SNF2 family helicase Rhp26. The transcript has a single exon. Gene Ontology annotation, biological process: transcription-coupled nucleotide-excision repair. The record is from RefSeq and is a predicted model, not a curated record. Gene Ontology annotation, cellular component: nucleus. Gene Ontology annotation, molecular function: ATP-dependent chromatin remodeler activity; ATP binding. NCBI's taxonomy places the organism in Eukaryota, Fungi, Ascomycota, Schizosaccharomycetes, Schizosaccharomycetales, Schizosaccharomycetaceae. Bases 119 to 3088 code for a protein of 989 amino acids.